GAAAUCGCCUGGCUUUGAAAACAACGCCGCCAUAUUUAAACCGUUAAAUACUUUGUCGACAAAAUUUGGGCAAUCGUCCUGGGUAAUUUUCCGCAGCACGUCCGUCGUUUACCGCCCAAAAAUGUCAGACGAGUCUUCGGAAUUCACUGAAGACGACAUCCGUCGCCAGCUGGCUGCCCUUGGUUACCACGACGUCCCCGAUUAUCGCCUGAAACAGUUUGCUAGAGACCUUCGGGAGUUGGUGCAGCACGACCGGUCAAAGGCGAGCUCACAGGACCAGAGCUUCGCGUCGUCAACUUCCCGUGUGGACUCCUCUGUCUCCGCCCAGCCAGCCUUCCUUCUACGACAGCCAACACGGGCCAAUCCUUCACAUCUAUAUGGACCAGAUAGACAUGACCCAGUAGAGCAACCAGGUUACGGUAAGGAGAACCAGACAACCAGGAACUUUCCUGUUGGACAUGACAGAGACACUGGUUUCUCCAGAGAGCAGACUACACCAAAAUCAUACUACAACAGACCGACGACUGCACCGGCCAGACCUGCAGGCUACACACAGGCCAGCUCUGCAAAUGACAGCAGGAAUGAAAGCAUUGCCAGGGUGCCCAAGAGGAAGGUUCUGAGAAAGAUCAAUGGCGAAUCCCGCGUGUUCGACGAGUCCCUCACGACGGAGAGCGAGGCAGAUGACAUGAGUGAACUUGGGGAGCGUCUUGCUGGCCUUCCGAUCAAUGAGGAAGAUUCCUACCUGUCUGAGGAUGAUGUUUCACAGUACAGACGGCAAAGGCCACACUCGGCAGGUUUGUGGCCCCACAGACCAGCAGGGGACGAGGAAAGCGAAUACGCACCACACCUCCCGCGAUCAUUCAUCCGCCCCACGGUCCGGCUCCCACAGAACAGAAAGAGCGUGAAGACAGACCCUGUGAACAGGUUCCAUUUCUACAACCAGCAGUGGGCGGCACAGAAGGCUCCGGAGGAGAAGAAGCACAAGGACCUGAGGUGGAACAUCCGUGAACUCAUGAUGCAGAAGGACGAGGUGGUGCAGAAGCCACAGCGUGUCUACGUGCCAAACAGCUACGUGGUGCCGACCAACAAGAAGAGACAAGCUCUGAGAUGGGAGGUCAGGCACGACAUCGCCAGGGGUGUUCUACCACAGUACUAAUUAUGGAACUUGCAAAAAACAUAAUGGAAAGAUUCACAGACAUGAAAGAAAAUAUGUAAAUCUAUGAGUAUGAGUAUGAUGGAUGUUCUUUAGCUUCCAGCUCACCGGUUAUCUACCUUCAAAUCCUUCAUUCUGUAAAAUCCAAAGGCUUUUAAUUUAGACAUACAUUGUAAUUGGAAAGGAUCGCUUCACUUGUGGAAAGAGUUGUGGUGUAAGACCCAAGGAUACUCUGAUUGAACCCGUAUCAUGCUGAUCUUGACAAAGCACUCAGAGAUGGUCACUUUGACUCUGAAAACAGUUAAAUCUCUUUAUUAUGCUUUCUCAAACAACAUUUUGAAAUUUUUUGUACAUCCAGUAUAGUAUCAAGCUAGUUGAAAUACAAAGCUUCUAGUAUGUGUCAAUGCAAUUUGAAAAAUAAUUUGUCAGACUUUAAUACCACUAGACAAUCUGCCUUUUUAUAGGUUGACAUUAGCAUUGUGCAUUGCUAUUAUUGUGUUUGAUGAAUUGUACAAUAAAGUGUCACAAUGUCCAGGCAUUGAUGAAUCAUUUGUGUAAUAGAUUAAAGCGUUGCUGUUUUUA
Branchiostoma belcheri (Belcher's lancelet) is the source of this 1735-nucleotide messenger RNA. RefSeq names its product hydrolethalus syndrome protein 1 homolog. The coding region runs from base 122 to 1156 and encodes 344 amino acids. Gene Ontology annotation, biological process: cilium assembly. NCBI's taxonomy places the organism in Eukaryota, Metazoa, Chordata, Leptocardii, Amphioxiformes, Branchiostomatidae. Gene Ontology annotation, cellular component: non-motile cilium; centriole. The record is from RefSeq and is a predicted model, not a curated record. The transcript has 2 exons.